ACACUGCUACUUCCGUUUGCCCUGGCAGGCAUAGUACUAGUUGUAUUCAUUCUCGUUUUCAACAUUACCAUAGCAACAGGCACUAUCCAUGGGCUGAUCUUCUACACUAAUAUAUUAGCUGCAAAUCAGUCUAUUUUCAUACCUUUUCAUAACCCUUUGACAGUUUUCAUAUCGUGGGUGAAUCUUGACUUGGGUAUUGAGACAUGCUUUUAUGAUGGAAUGAACUCUCAUGCAAAAGUGCUCGUUCAGAUUGUCUUUCCUGCUUACCUGUUUCUUCUGAUGUUCUUAAUAAUCAUUGUGAGCAAGUACUUUGACUCUUUUGCAAAGCUCCUCUCCAACAGGAAUCCAGUUGCUGCCCUAGGCACACUCGUCCUACUCUCUUAUUCCAAACUCUUACGGUUUAUCAUUGCUGCACUGCAACACAGGGUCUUGGAUUAUCCUGAUGGUACAAGUGAUAUAGUUUGGAUGUAUGACGGCAAUGUGCAAUAUUUCACUUCCGGUCACGUCCCUCGGUUUGUUUUUGCCGCCAUAAUCCUCAUUUCUGGUGUAGUGUUCACUGUGGUGCUCUUCUUUGGACAAUGGUUUCCUCGCUGCUCAAAAUGGAAACUCAUGAAAUGGACUAAGAACACGAAGUACAUUGGCUUCAUGGAUGCAUACUAUGCUCCAUUCACGCCCAAACAUCGCUACUGGGUGGGACUGCUCCUAUUUUCUUUUAUCGCUCAUAAUAUAAUAACUGCUCUGGCUUUGGACACUUCUCUCCCUGUUCUAUCAGCUGGUGUUCUAUCAGUUGGACUGAUCAGCUGGAAAUUACUGAACAAUCGUUUGUACAAAAACAAAAUCCGUGAUUCCCUCGAAACUCUUUAUCUACUCAAUAUUGUUUGUCUAGCAUUUGGCACCUCCUUUGUCAAAGAUACCAGAAAAAAUCAGUCAGCCCUAGCCAAUACUUCGAUGGCUAUAUCCUUUGUCAUCUUUGCAAUAACCCUCUGCUACCAUUUUUACCAAUUCGUACUCAAGAAUAUUAAUACAUGGCUGAAGAUAGAAGACACCAUAAGGAAUUUAGGAGCUAAUGUUGUAGUCAGACGAGCUAGCAAUGGUCGGGAAAUGUAUCAGCAGCUGGUAGCCGAUGAAAAUGAUGAUGAUGAAUUACUCAAAGCAGUAGACGACUAUGAACAAAGAGAUGCCUUGAACCCACCUUACACUGAUCAUGAUGGAGCCGUGGAAGAAGCUGACCCUGAUUGUUACAUCACUCCUCCCAUCAUCAGACCAGCCACGAGGCCAGACCAGAUGAUAUUACCCUACAUGGAUGAGCUAGCCCCCGUCACCACAGAGGACUACAGACCAGCCCCUCCCCCUACAAGAGUCAACCAUCGUCUUGCUGUUACAUGCACAGAAAUUGGUCCCAUACAUAAUAAAGUCUAAACUGUAGCUGAGGUACACACUUAGAUUAGAAUGAUAUAAUCGCUGAUUACAAUAUUCAUUGCUGUUUUACUAGUUUUAAUUAUCCUCUGCUAGCUGUUAUUAUGAUUUGUGUUGUGACUGUAGCUAAUUAAUGUCCACAA
This is a messenger RNA of Halichondria panicea, 1559 nucleotides long. RefSeq lists its product as uncharacterized. Lineage: Eukaryota; Metazoa; Porifera; Demospongiae; Suberitida; Halichondriidae. Bases 220 to 1419 code for a protein of 399 amino acids. The record is from RefSeq and is a predicted model, not a curated record. The transcript has a single exon.